Messenger RNA from Nymphalis io (European peacock), 2890 nucleotides. RefSeq names its product rab11 family-interacting protein 4B (gene nuf). Gene Ontology annotation, cellular component: recycling endosome membrane; midbody; endocytic vesicle. The coding region runs from base 324 to 1709 and encodes 461 amino acids. Gene Ontology annotation, biological process: endocytic recycling; regulation of cytokinesis. The transcript is spliced from 14 exons. The record is from RefSeq and is a predicted model, not a curated record. NCBI's taxonomy places the organism in Eukaryota, Metazoa, Arthropoda, Insecta, Lepidoptera, Nymphalidae.
GUCACCGCGCAACCCGCGUGUCAUAGAGGUGUGCAACUUUAGUGCGUUAUGUUUCUUCGUAAAUAAAACCUGUUUGUGUACAUUAUUUGAAAUAUUAAAACAUUUCAGAUUUCAAAUAAAAGUGGUUCAUAAGUGAUAUAUUAUUUGUGUCGUUGGGUGAGAAACAGUGACGAGUUUUUCUUGUGUACGGUCCUUGAGUUGGAGGCUCUAUAAUCGACUUUCUGUCUUCUUAUUCGUUCGACGGCGAUUAACCAAGAUAAACGAGUUUAAAGAAAUAUCACUUGAAGACGAGAUAUAUUGAAUCCACGGCGCCUGAGGCGGUCAUGAUGGCGCCUAGCGUGUUUCAGAGGACCAAGUCACCACGAUCCUCGCCGGGAAACAUGCCUAGAAAAUUACAGAACGGCACAGAAUCCGUUAGCCAAACAGUCGCCACGGCAGACUCCAGUCCCGGUAACUCCAUAUCUGAUGCUGAAAACUUCGAGUGUUAUGGUGAAGCUGACGGAGACGCGCCAGCGGCAAACACAUUAGAAAAUGGCUCCAGGAGUCCAGGAAAUCAUUUAAAUCGACAUUCCUGGACGAGAACCAGUCUUAGGCGGACACCACCCAGCCACCAAGAAAACCUACCGCAUCGACGAUGGGGCUCCAUGCGACACUCGGGGAAACGACAAAUCGGCUCCAAUGUUUUAGCUAGCCAAUUGUACCGGUCGUCGUCCUUCAACUCGUCCGGGUGCGGGUCGGGAGGGGAGCCAGCUGACGACAUGUACUCUGAUGUCUCACUAGAGGAGGAUGUACAAGGUCUCAACUACAAGGUCCAGCUCUUACAACAACAAGUGACCACACUCGCAGACACGCAAAGCACGGCGGAUGAGAGGUACGCACGCGCAAAAGCCGACAACGCUGUGUUGCAAGCGCGUGUACACAUGUUGGACGAACAGAUACGAGAGAUCGAGUGUAGAUGUGAGGAGCGUAUAGCGGAGGAACAGAAGCGAUGCCGGGACGCGAUCUCGCGCGUCGAGCGCGACCGGGACGCGCAACUCGCAGCGCUGAACGACCGUCUCGCCGCUGCAGAGUCCGAGGCAUCGCAUCUUAAGCAAGAGGUCGGCAGAUUACGGGGCGUCGCGGAAACGUUGCGCGCAAACGCCGACUCGGGGACGCGGAGCGCUCGCGAGGCGCAGGAGGCGGCGGGCGAGCUGGCGGCGCAGCUGAGCGCGGCGCGGGACGCGGAGCGGCGCGAGCGCGAGGCGGCGGACGCGGCGCGCGCGCAGCUCGCCGCCGCCGGCCAGGAGCUGCGAGCGUUGCGCGCCGCGCCGCCGCCGCCGCCCGACCCGCGCCUGCACGAGCUGCGCCAGGAGCUGCUGUUGCUGCGCACGCAGAACAAAUCUCUGACGGAGGCGCAGGAGGAACUACAAGCGCAAAUCCUAACUCGCGGGGUAGAGGAGGGCCGCAGUUUGCUGGACGGAGUGAGCGGGCCGCUGGUCGCCACUAACUCCCUCGCACAUGAACUAUCGCAAAUGAGCGAUCAUGAGCUCGUUGGUAGCACACACACAGAUCACAGCAUAGAGUUGGAAAAGUUGCAAAAAGCCUUGAAGGAACAACAAGAUGUAAACGUCCAACUAAGAAACUACAUCGAUGGAAUUCUACUGUCAAUUGUAGAAAACUACCCUCAGUUAUUGGAAGUAAAAUAUCAGAAACCUGAUGUUAAAUCAUAACGCCUAAUUAAAUUUCAUAAUUUCUCCGUAGAGCUCUUUCGUUUAAUAAUUAAGAAAAUAACGUUUUGAUAACAAGCUUUGCAGUUUUUAAAACUUCAUACACUGAGCUCUAGACUUAGCUUUAUUACUUAAGAAAAUUAAUCUACUUAAAUGUCCUUUGUACCGUUGUGUUGCCAUUUCAAAAAUCUUUUCAGACCAGUUCAUUAAUAAUAAUUUAUAAUAAGAAAAAUGCAAUAAAAUAAUAUAAAUACAUUUUAUAAUUUUUUUUUUAAAUUAAUUAUUAAAUAAAUUAUUUUUUGGUAAUUUGCAAUCAGACAUUUAGAGCUGUGAUAAAAUUAUUAAAAAUAAAAAAAAGGUUUUUUAAUUAGUAUAUUUUAUCAUCAGAUUAAUUAUAUUUAUAUAAAAACAUAAUUUUGUAUUUAGUAAUACAAAUGUAUCUUAUCUAUGUUUUUAUUAUACUUAAAUAAAAUAUUCUAGCAAUAUAAUUUGUGUAUGGCCUAAUAUAGAAUGAUAUUAUACGUAUAAUAUAAGAUUGUUAACAAUUAUUAAUAUUAAUGAAAAUAAUCCAAUGUAAAUAGUGUAAAGAUAGAUUACAUUAUAGAUAAAUAUUGUUCCUCAUUACGAGAAUUUGCGUUUAGUCCAGCGAUAUUGAUAAAAAUAGGUUUUUUUUUUUUAAUUGUAAGUCUAGUUUGAGGGUAGUUAUAUUAUACGAGGCCAGGCCGUCCAUAUUGUUAAUGUACUACCUAAAAUCAAUUUGCAAAGACUGGAUGUAGGUAUUACUUAUAAAAAAAACUCCACUAUUAUUGUAAUAAAAACAAUUUUAAUUUUUUUCCUCAAAACUCGGCGUUAGUCGCAAAUGUUUUUUUUUAUCCGUUAUAAGUCGUUUUAUUUCAAUGUUGGUAGGAAGUUUCGGUGCAAGAAACGUAAUCAAUAUUAUAAUAAACGAAUGUACGAAUAAAGCCAUUUAAAUGUAUGUUCUUCUUAAUAUGGAUGUUUCUUACAUACCAUAGUACCUUCUAUAGUUAAAAUUGUACCUAUUUUUACAAUGAGAUAUUUAUAUAUAAGAAUAAAUUAGAACUUUUGUGUACAUUUUGAUAACACGAUUAAUAUGAAGAAAAAAAUAGAAAGUAAUAUUGUUAUAAUCGUCAAAGUAAAUAAAAUGAAACAAUUCUAAUAUAUAA